This is a messenger RNA of Ceratitis capitata (Mediterranean fruit fly), 2159 nucleotides long. RefSeq names its product serine/threonine-protein phosphatase PP2A (gene mts). Gene Ontology annotation, biological process: mitotic cell cycle; peptidyl-serine dephosphorylation. The transcript has 4 exons. NCBI's taxonomy places the organism in Eukaryota, Metazoa, Arthropoda, Insecta, Diptera, Tephritidae. The record is from RefSeq and is a predicted model, not a curated record. The coding region runs from base 854 to 1783 and encodes 309 amino acids. Gene Ontology annotation, molecular function: protein serine/threonine phosphatase activity. Gene Ontology annotation, cellular component: cytosol.
GGGAACUACUCAAUACGAAAUUUGCCUCUUCAAUUAAACACAUUUCAUCCAUCCUUGCCAAGAUUUUACGGCAACCUAAGAAAAAUUUCCAAAUUGAAAAUUAACAAUUCGCGCUUUAAAUACUAAAGUGUGAUUUUGUGAACUUAACGAAAGCCACAUAGAUAAUUAAUACUAUUUGAAGAAUAAAAACGCUCAUAACGUCGUUGCAAAGUGAAUCAGUGAAGUGAGAAUGCUUAAAAAUUAAGAUCCGACUUAGUAGUACUAUUGCGGUAUAUACACGUAUAAUCUUACCUUUAUGCAUCUACAUAACUAACUUUUAAUAUCCUGGACUUGUAAAUGAUUAACAUUAGUGUGAAAUUUCAUUGUGGAGUAGUGGAAUUAUCGAGUGCCUAAUUGAAUCAUCACAUAAUUGUCGUGAAGGAGUACGAGUUAAUUCGUCGAAGAGUUAGAAAACGAUUCCCCAUUUUACAUAUAUACAAAUUUGUGGAAAGUAAGCAAGAAAGAGUGAAAAUAGUUGGAAAAGAGGGAGCGAAAAAGUAUCUCGCCCUUGUCAGAUUGUGUAUUGAAUAGUGUCGUGUUGCUUGUUCGUACUUUUGAUUUAGUCAGUCGUCGGCUAUUUUUCAUUCGUGCGGUUGUCUUCUGAGUUGAAUCGGUAUUUUGUGCCUACAAUAUUAAUUCCAAUUUGCAUAACUAAAUAGAAAAAUAUACACAUAAAUUUAGUAUUUUCUUUCAAUUAUCAAAAACGAGAAAAUACUUAAAUACCUAUUAAUUUUUUUUUUAAUCGUGUCAAUAAAAAGCCGUCAAAAUUGAAUCCACGAAGAUUGACGAGACUUUUUCCUCUUCUUCGACUGCGAUGGAGGAUAAAGCAACAACAAAAGAUCUGGAUCAAUGGAUUGAGCAGUUGAACGAAUGUAAUCAGUUGACGGAGACACAAGUGCGAACCUUGUGUGAUAAGGCGAAGGAGAUCCUAUCAAAGGAAUCAAAUGUGCAGGAGGUGAAAUGUCCCGUAACAGUGUGUGGCGAUGUACACGGUCAGUUUCAUGACUUGAUGGAACUGUUUCGGAUAGGCGGAAAAUCUCCCGAUACUAAUUACUUGUUUAUGGGCGAUUACGUUGACCGUGGUUACUAUUCGGUGGAAACUGUCACUUUGCUGGUAGCACUAAAGGUGCGUUAUAGGGAAAGAAUUACAAUUCUCCGAGGUAAUCAUGAGUCCCGACAAAUUACGCAAGUUUAUGGAUUCUACGAUGAGUGCCUACGAAAGUACGGCAACGCAAAUGUUUGGAAAUACUUUACUGAUUUAUUUGACUAUCUACCGCUAACGGCACUAGUCGAUGGACAGAUAUUUUGCUUGCACGGAGGCCUCAGUCCAUCGAUCGAUAGUUUAGAUCAUAUACGUGCUUUGGACCGACUCCAAGAGGUGCCACAUGAGGGUCCAAUGUGCGAUUUAUUAUGGUCCGAUCCUGAUGAUAGGGGCGGUUGGGGUAUUUCACCUCGUGGUGCCGGCUACACAUUUGGUCAGGACAUUUCGGAGACUUUCAAUAACACAAAUGGUCUAACUCUGGUAUCACGAGCUCAUCAGUUAGUCAUGGAAGGAUAUAAUUGGUGCCAUGACCGAAAUGUUGUUACAAUAUUUUCAGCGCCAAAUUAUUGUUAUCGCUGUGGUAAUCAAGCGGCUCUAAUGGAAUUAGAUGAUUCACUUAAAUUUUCAUUCCUACAAUUUGACCCAGCACCUCGUCGUGGUGAACCUCAUGUUACACGGAGAACCCCAGAUUAUUUCCUAUAAGAGAAUUUUUCACACAUUUACAAACAUUAUACAUACAUUUAUAUAAUUGCGAAAACAAAAAGAACAGCAGAAAAAGUAUCAAACGCAAAAUUAUUUAUAAAAAUCUAAUCCAACCGUAAGGAAAAAAGGAAAUAAUAAAAAUAAGUAAAACCAAUAUAGUUGAAGUAAUGAAAUAUAUCUGAGGAUAACACCAGAGCAUACAUAGUAGAUGUUAGCAGCAAUAAUUAUCGACGAAUGACGGCUGCAAUUGGCAACUUAUUAACAGUACUAAUCGCAGGAUAUCUUAAGUACAGCUAAAGAAAAAACAAACGUAUAAAUGAAUGUAUGUUAAAUAUUAGGCAUUAGUUUAAGGCUUGCAAAAAAGAGGCAGCCAAAA